CAAAUAAACGACGAAUCUCCGGACUAUGCAACGAGCAACAGGAAGGGUUUACUCCAGCAUGUCGAUGGUGACAAAGAAGCAUUGGAAAGCAAACGGUGUCUGCGCGGAGGAGUGCCUACUCGGUCCUCUCUGUUUUUCAGACAACCGACGCCACCUUGUUUGGUAGAACCUGAACCCUCGGAUGCCAUUACCAUUUCGCAAGCCCCCCUGCCAGCAAGUGUGCAACCGCCAGCACCUGCCACACCUCGGAGAUCGCGAUUCAGAUCAGUAGAUGAACCAAGCUCAUGUCGAAAGGCGAGAUGUCUUCAAUUGUCUCCAAGUCCAAUUGGAGAAGAUUUUGCAGGAGAUGAUGAGGGCACUAGUUCUAGUAGCACCAAGAAAAUCCAGAUUGAUUCGCAUGGCAACAAAGAUGGAAAGAGCAACGUGCUUGGGCUGCACAUCCAGGACAGGAGAGACGAGAACCUCAGUUCUACUCAGGUCGCAGGAUUACAACAAGAAUUAGAAGAAGAAGGGGAAAACCUUUGCGAAACGUUUUCACGAACCGGUCCUCGUGACGUGGAAACUUCCAGCAGUGGCACGCUAUUCCAGUCGUUCCGGCCAACAUCGUCCCCGCUGUCUUGGUUCGCGCUUUGUGG
This is a messenger RNA of Amoebophrya sp. A120, 635 nucleotides long. The record is from the annotation of a GenBank genome assembly. NCBI's taxonomy places the organism in Eukaryota, Dinophyceae, Syndiniales, Amoebophryaceae.